Drosophila biarmipes is the source of this 991-nucleotide messenger RNA. RefSeq lists its product as uncharacterized. Lineage: Eukaryota; Metazoa; Arthropoda; Insecta; Diptera; Drosophilidae. The record is from RefSeq and is a predicted model, not a curated record. The coding region runs from base 37 to 825 and encodes 262 amino acids. The transcript has a single exon.
CUAGUUGGUAGUCAUCUUUCGCUCACUUUCCCAGUCAUGGCCAUCGCUCUGGGCUGCCUCUUCCUGAUCACACUGGCCAGUGGAUCCCAGGCACAGUGGUCUUCUCAUCUGGUGCCGCCAACUAAUGGCCUUGGGCCGCAGAUUCCAGCAGCCACCUUGGCUCCUUCGCCCACCUUAUCCCAGGAUCUGGAUGAAAUCCAGCGUUUGAUCCAGUUCAAGCCCUUGAACCAGCUCUUGGUGCGCUACCUAAUCAACGAUGCCCAGUUCCAGGCCUUCGUGCGGAUCAUCAACAGCAAUGCCGCAUUCACCGCCCGUUGGCGCCUUCUCUCUCAGCCGGAACUCAUCAUCUUCCUGCAGUGGACGGACCAGCAGCUGUUGGCUUCGGGUGGUUCCUUCGAGUUGGAGGAGCAGAGGCUGAAGGUCAGCCUGCUGAACCAAUUCCCCUACUGGUCCGGCACAGUGUUCGGCUGGCAGGGAUUCCUCAACGAGGCGCAGCUCUACUUCCCGCUGUAUGCCAUUCGAGCACACAUCAAUGCCAAAGUGCUGCAGCAGGGCAUCUUCGCUCAGUUCUGGCAAAGAUUACAGGGUUUAAGGGGGAUGUAUGAACGCUGGUUGGCCUCCGUGGAAACUACCCAGGUGCUGGCUGAACUUCAGAAGGCCGGUAUCGAUACCGUCCAGUUGGAUGGCAUCAUCCGAGAGUUUUUCGGUUGGAAUGCUGUAAAUGGAACUGCGGAAUCCACUGCUGCUCCUGCAACUCCAGCUGCCCCCACCGUAAUUCCGGGUGUAGUGUUGCCUCCUGGAAACGCUCUUCCUGUGGUUGUCUAGUUUGCCAUAAUACAGUGAUGGGAGAGCUAUACAUUCUAAGGUAGGAUUUGAAAUAUAUAGUUCCUACUAGAUGUUAUAAAAGGUACACUUAUACCCGAAGAAUACAAAUAGUUGCAUAUUAUUCAUUAAACAAAAUUUGGGAUAAAAAAAUAUAUAUACCUAUAUA